AUGAGGCUUUCUCCAUUUGCUCUGUUUGUCCUGACUGCUGGGGUUUAUCUGUGCUCAGAGUGUUUCUGCACUGAAAUUAUUGGAGGGAGAGAAGUACCGCCACAUUCCAGGCCAUUUAUGGCUUCCAUCCAGUACCGCGGCCGUCACAUCUGUGGAGGAGUCCUGAUUCAUCCGCAGUGGGUGCUAACAGCAGCCCACUGUUACUCUUGGUUUCCUAGAGGCCAGUCUCCCACAGUGGUCUUGGGAGCACAUUCUCUUUCAAAGAAUGAGCCCACGAAACAAACAUUGGAGAUUAAAAAACUCAUCCCAUUCUCAAGAUCUGCGUCAGGUUUCACAUCACACGAUAUCAUGCUAAUAAAGCUUCACACUGCUGCAGAACUCAACAAGCAUGUCCAACUGCUUCAACUGAGAUCCAAAAACUAUAUUAGAGAUGGAACCAAAUGCCAGGUUACUGGCUGGGGAGCCACCAACCCAGAUCUGUUAAAAAACUCUGAUACCCUGCAAGAAGUCACUGUUACCAUCAUAAGCAGAAAACGCUGCAACAGUCAAAGCUAUUACAACCGCAAACCUGUUAUAACCAGGGACAUGGUAUGUGCAGGAGAUGCCAAAGGCCAAAAGGAUUCCUGCCAGGGAGAUUCAGGUGGCCCCUUGGUCUGCAAAGGUGUCUUCCAUGCCAUCGUCUCUGGGGGCUAUAAAUGUGGCGUUGCCAACAAACCUGGAAUCUACACCCUAUUGACUAAGAAAUACCAGAGUUGGAUCAAAAGCCAGCUUGCCCCAUCCAGUGCGAACUGAG
Molecule: messenger RNA, 793 nt
Organism: Chionomys nivalis (European snow vole)
Lineage: Eukaryota; Metazoa; Chordata; Mammalia; Rodentia; Cricetidae
Gene: Gzmk
Product: granzyme K
Exons: 5
Coding region: 1-792 (263 amino acids)
Biological process (GO): proteolysis
Molecular function (GO): serine-type endopeptidase activity
Source: RefSeq, a predicted model, not a curated record